UGCACAUAAUAAUUACUAAUAAAGUAUUUGGAUGCAUUCCUUAAAUUAUUAUAUCAUUGGUUGCCAUAGAAAGGAUUGAAAGUAACAUUGUGAUAUUGACACAAGCAGCAAAUAAUAGCUUUAAUUUAUAGUUGUGUAGAUGGCAUCACAGCAGUAAAAAUUAAAAGUGUCCUCUUCACCUUAUCCAGGUGUACAGAUAUUACGACGUGGGACAUGUUAAAGCCACCCUUUUUGUUUUUUGGCAAGGAAAAGCAUCUUAUUGCCUCUUCUUCAUAACUAAUUCCCAGCCCGCUUUCUUAGGUUCAGCGUUAAAGAGCUGUGAUUGGAUUGUGUUAUUGUCUUACCCUAAGUGCCUUUGUUUUGAUUAGUUAUCCUCUUAUUUUUACCUCAAACCCAAAUAAAAUAAACAGCUUCCAGCCCAGGGAGGCAAUGGCCACAAGGAAGUAAAAAAAAUGUGCCCAUGUAAUUUGAGUUAUUAUUUGAGUCAAACAAUAUCAAACUAAUUUCACAUCAAUAAAAAAGGCACACAAAAUAAAAAUUCACCAUGCCGUUAAGGGUAAAGAUAAGGUGUCUUUUGUUUAUUUUUCAAGGAUUUGACAACCCUACUGUACAUCCAGAGGGGACAGAUAACAAGUGCUGAUAAAUGCUCUUCAAAUAAUCAAUUCAUUGAUGAAACAUUUCUGGGAUUCCUAUCACACACCUGCUUGCAAUCCUUCUGACAUCCCUGAUCUGCAGCCUGCAGUAAAUAUUUGAUAGACAUUGUGUCAGUGGGGCUCCCUCCCACUCCACUUCCCAGCCUUCAUCCCCUCAGCUCAGAGUCGACAGCAGCACAAGCAGCAGACAGUCUUUCUUCACUGCUGCUAGUGCUCACAUCUAAACGCGUGCGUGCGUGUGUGUGUCUGUGUGUGUCCUUGUAUGCAUGCGUCUGUGUGUGUGUGUGUGUGUGUGUGUGUGUGUACAUGCUGCAAAGGAAAAGUUAGCCAUCAGACUGGAGUCGCUCAGCCUUGCCAGUGGAUGGACUUUAUUCACUGGCGAGCAAGGUGGCAUCAUGAAAAGUUCCACGCCGGGUGACCCACCUGAAGAGUGCAGGAGGAUGGAGCAGCAGGGAGCCGAUCAAGUUGCAGACGCCGAAAGCCUCCGAGGCAGCCCGGAGGAAGGGGGUGACGGAGGGGAGAGUCCCAUCCCGCCAUGCAAAAUCAGCCUUCUGGAUGUCAAUGGCAGCCCGGACAGUCCACAAACCCGACUUAAUACCGACGCACCACUGAGGCCGCUGGGAGGUGUGACCAUUCCUGUGUACUGCGUGGUGGAGCACGCGGAUGUGGGCGUGGCCAACGAGGGACGCGGUCACCGCCAUGCGGAAUUUGUGCUCGUCCGGAAAGACGUCCUGUUCACACAACUGGUGGAGACGGCGCUGCUAUCCUUGGGAUACUCGCACGGCUCGGUUGCACAAGCUCGAGGUAUCAUCAAGGUGGGCCAUUGGAAGCCGAUGCCCAUCCACUACCUGACAGACGCUCCAGAGGCCACAGUAGCCGACAUGCUGCUGGACGUCUACCACAUGGUCACACUGCGGAUCCUGCUGCACAGCUUCACCCGGCUGGAGGAGCUGCCCUCAGAGCAGUGGACGCACGCCACCGUGAGGAAGGCCCUCAGAGAGCUGCUCGGCGAGAAUGAUCAAAGUGCUCUGGCUAAGGAGUGCCCGCUUUCCCAGAGUAUGAUCUCUGCCAUCCUCAACAGUUCCUACUAUGUCAACAUCUCCAUCUCCAAAUGCCAGGAAUUCGGACGCUGGUACAAACGAUACAAACGCAUCCAAGGUGAAUAUGCCGACAAAAUGUGGCAGCCCCAGGACAAAUAUGACGUAAAAGUUGAGAGAGACUGGGAGCCACGUGUCCUCAGCACGCGUCUUCCCUCGUUUUUACCCUACCUGGGCGGCGCCCGAGGCAUCAAAGCUCACCUCAUGGACCCGCGGGCGUCCAACCUGCCACAUCAGUCCCCCAGCCCUCCCCUGCGCCCCCAAGCUCUACCUCACCUGGGGCACGCUGGCCUCCUGCCCCCGCAGCUCAUGCGCCAUCAGCUGGCCAUGGCGCACCUCAUCAACCAGCAACUGGCCGUCAACCGCUUGCUCUCCCAGCGUCCUCCGCAGGCGGUCCCCCAGCAAUAUGUCUCACAAACGUGCAAGGGCCCUGCAGAGCCUUCCGCCACCUGUUCAGGCGCCGAAGUCUCCCCCGACAUCUACCAGCGAGUAAGGAAUGAACUGAAGCGAGCCAGCAUCUCUCAGGCGGUCUUCGCCAGGGUGGCCUUCAAUCGCACGCAGGGCCUGCUGUCAGAGAUCCUCCGCAAGGAGGAAGAUCCCCGCUCGGCUUCACAGUCGCUGCUCGUCAACCUGAAGGCCAUGCACGGCUUCCUGAGUCUACCUGAAGGCGAGCGAGACCGCAUCUACCUGGAAGAGCGAGAGAGGAACACGCACGCCAACCAAAGCCCCGUCUCCAACGGCAACACAGACAGACACAUGCUGGUGCAGACUAAGUCCAGCACGGAGACUCCACUGAAGCUGGACUCCUUGGUAAGCAUCACCUCGGUCAUCUAUGAGGAGAUCCAGCAAGAGAUGAAGAGGGCAAAGGUCUCCCAGUCUUUGUUCGCCAAGGUGGCUGCAAACAAAAGCCAGGGUUGGCUGUGUGAGCUUCUCAGAUGGAAAGAAAGCCCGAGCCCAGAGAACCGCACACUGUGGGAGAACCUGUGCAAUAUUCGCCGGUUUCUAUCCGUCCCGCAAGUGGACCGCGACCAGGUUUACGAGGAGGAGGCCAGGCAGCAGCACGGCGACAAACUCCACGCUGUCCUGCACAUCUCGGAGCCGCAGGCACCAUCUCUGCCACCUCUGAGACCUCUAUCCCCUCUGCGCGUGGACCCACCGCCCAUCACCUUUCCCGUCCUGAGCGGCUCAGAAAGCGGGCCUCGGUUCGAGGCGAGCCCUGACAUCGGAGGACUGAAAAAGGCCCGAUCAAGAACCCGAAUUUCCCUGGAGGCACUAAGGAUCCUGCAGAGCUUCAUCGGCGACGUGGGCCUCUACCCUGACCAGGAGGCCAUCCACACCCUGUCGGCCCAGCUGGACCUGCCCAAGCACACCAUUGUCAAGUUCUUCCAGAACCAGCGCUACAACUUCAAGCACCACAAUCCCAGGGACGACCGAGAGCCUCCCUCUGAGGUGGCUCCAGGGGAGAAGGGGCUGGAUGUGUGCGAGGAGUCGAGUGCGGACGGGAGAGCUUCUGCAGACACGUUUAGAAGCGAAAGAAUGACGGAUAGAGAAGAAGCAUCAAGACCAGCGACGUCAUCUUUGUCCCCGCACAGCAGCCUGGACAGCCCCAACUCCGCAGAGCAGCAGAGAUAACGAGGACACAAAUGUGACAGUUCAGUUUACACUUUGUAUUGUCAUUAUUACUUUGAUAUUCCCACUCUUAAAUGGGAACUGCACUUUUUUUUAUUCAACCAAUCAUUCACAAUCCUUAUGUAAGACAAGAACACACGUCUUUCCCUUUUUUUGUGCGAUCUAAAUAGUGGAAAAACUGCUAGUAAGAGGCGGCUAACGGGAUUUAACUAUUCAACCUACAAAGCGCUCUAAAAAAGAUUUUUUUUAAAACGCCAACAAAGCUACGUUUACAUGCCGUGAACCGCAUGUUAUUGUAAGAGCUAACACUGAGGAACUACUUUUCUGGCAUAGUGACGCAUCGCCUUGCUCAUCCCGCUACUCCGACCACUAGCGAGUAGCCAGCUACUAUAGCUAAUAGCUAGCUAGAGCUGCUAAAAAAACAUCACUUACUGCUUCUACUGCUGUAUUGCCUUGAAAUGAAUACAAGUGCAUGCUAGAUUAUAAAUCAUGCAUAGGGACAAGCGGUAGAAAAUGGAUGGAUGGAUGGAUGGCAUCUUACCUUUACAGUAGAAGGUUUUUGGCAGCAAGCCAAGAAGCUAAUACAUUUUUUAAAUUCACAUGAUACCGACUUGAUACUGCCGUAUUUUGCGGACUAUAAGCCGCUACAUUUUUCCUACACUUCGAGCCCUGCGGUUUAUAAAACAGUACGGCUAAUUCAUGGCUUUUUCUUCGCUAAUGGUGUUUUAUAAUAGUUUUAUAAAACACCCACUGAGAUACUGAAAUGGUGUGUUAUUUUUUUGUUCCGGUUGUUGUUCGCCCACUGCACUCACUACAGUAUUUCCUUCUGUUUAGGGCUUUCAACCGGAAGUACAAGUGCCGUUCUGUUUACUCGUCAUCCAUAGCGUUACUUCAUUCAUCACUCCGAGCAACAUUUGUAAGUUUUAAAAGUACAACUAAAACAAUUCAUACUUACCGGUAUUACACAUCUUGGUAGUAGUGUUUUCAUACAUAUGUAUACUUCUUAUUGUAAUCAAGCAUUAGCUAAUAUGCUAACAAGUUUACAAGCGCCUGCGUUAGUAUUAUUAACUUACAAUGGCUUUCUUUUUGUAUUGUUUUAUUUUCACCAAUUCCUCAGUAAAUUCACCAAAACGUCUGUUUAGCUGAUUGGUGAGCUAGCUUCAGCAGCUAGUGGAUCCAUGAGAUGACUUGUGUUUUGUUUGAUCAGCCGUUUUACUGCCGCACGAAAGCUACUACUGCUAUGCACUCUGUGAAAUCACGCGCCCAGGAAAGAAGUCAUCCUUAAAACAAGCAAAAUAUUGUGAAUAUUACAAGAUAUGAAUGUGCCUGUUACUACCUUACAUACAUACUUAGAGCAUGUAUACACUGCUAAUUUGGAGGGUAAUUAGUGUCUUUAUUACUAAAGUUUUUUUUGGACACUGAAUUUAUAUAACUGAAUUUUUUGCGCUUGAAUUUUUUUUAACGUGAUUUAUUUUAUUUUUUUUACAUCAAAAUAAAGUGACGAUUUCAUUGAUUAAAAAAUGUGUGCGCAAAAUGUUUUAAAAAUUAAGUUUGUUAAAAUGCAAUGUCUAAAAAUUCAGUGUAAAGAAAUUCAGUGCAGAAAUAAUUGUUGCUUCAAAACUCAAGACAUGGUCACAUGACUAAAAACCUGACACCUCAUUGGCUGCUUCUUGGACAAGAUGGAUUGCUUCAGUCUUAAUUUACCAGAAGUCAGUCUCCAGUUUUGAACCAACACAUUUUUCAGCGCCAAAUUUUCAUACACUGAUUUUUUUACACAAAAUUUUUAAAACUAGUUUUUCAAACACACUUUUUUCAAUGAAUUUUUUAGCAUUAAAAUUCAUAAAUUCGAUGUAAAACAAAAGAGCUUUCGCAAUAAAGACACAAAUUAACCUCCAUAAUAAAAUAUUGUUGGAGGUUUUUGCAUAGAGGAGUCCUAACUGCUUUGAUGACAGCCAUAUGACAGCCUUAAGUCUAUUCUGCUUUAUAGGCAGAAUAGAUCGUACAGCCAUUACCUGCAUUGUUAGCCACCUCUUGCUGUCAGGUUCAAACACUGAUGACAUCUAUUAAACAAGACAAGAAGCAAAGAAUUAAACAGAGACAGAAUUCAAUUUGGCCUCAAUUUGAGGAGAGUCGCCUGGACACUGUACCCUUCUACAGUGUCACAGCACGCUCUUCCAAAAGAUUGCAAGCCUCCUUCUUUUAUUUGGACCUUCCCUGACCACAUGGCCACAGCCGUUUCUAAGGGACGGGGGUCGUAAACAGUUCACAGAAAAGGUCGGUUCAAAAAAGAGGUUGUAAAAGAGUUCAAAAAGAGAUUCGUAAAACAGUUGAAAAAGAGGUCGUCUGGAACUUGGGCAGAUCCUGCCUUCACUCCGCUUUGUAGUCCUUGGGUUAAAACAAUAUCUUUCUGUUGAUUAAAAUACACGAAAGAAAACAGAAACCCCUUCAUGUUGCUUUCCAUCCUACACAGUGGAGUUUUACAAGCCUUCUUGGUAGGUUCAAAGACAGCUUUUGUGUUCUUGCCAGGAACUCAUUUCAACACACAGUUUUUGUGAUAACUUAGAUAAAAUUAUUCUAACACUUGCUAGCAGUUUUUCACUAUUUAGAAUGCACAGAAAAGAGAAAACAUGUGAAUGAUGGGCAAAAUUCCCACCAAAAAAAGUGCAAUUCCCCUUUAAUGCAAUUGUCUUGGGACACUGAAACCUCCACACCAACUCAUGGAGCCACUUCCAUGUUCCUCUUAUGAAUAUAUUUAUAAUUUAUUGUCCCAUUAUUGCUGCAUCCAAUGAUAUACAUGUGAACCAACAAUAAACAUCAGUAUUUAUUACUACUACUAACUUUAUAUUUCC
Messenger RNA from Entelurus aequoreus (snake pipefish), 6228 nucleotides. Its product is annotated as DNA-binding protein SATB2-like. The transcript is spliced from 12 exons. Gene Ontology annotation, molecular function: RNA polymerase II cis-regulatory region sequence-specific DNA binding; DNA-binding transcription factor activity, RNA polymerase II-specific. Bases 920 to 3382 code for a protein of 820 amino acids. The record is from RefSeq and is a predicted model, not a curated record. Lineage: Eukaryota; Metazoa; Chordata; Actinopteri; Syngnathiformes; Syngnathidae. Gene Ontology annotation, biological process: regulation of transcription by RNA polymerase II; chromatin remodeling.